GGCCAACCGGCUCCUUCCUUCCUUCCGUCCCUCCCGCCCCGGCUCCCGCCCGCCGGCUCCGGGACCGCGGCCACGUCUGAAAGCGCCUCAUUGUGCGCGCUCUUCUGCGGCCGGCAGCGCGGAGCGGCCGCACGGGCAGCGCAGGGCUCCGGCGCGGGGGGCGGCGUCCGUCCCGGGGUAGGGGGGGCCUCCGGAGCAGGGGUGCCCGAGUCUGUGUCUGGCCGUGGCCGCACGACUGCGCCCCCCACACUUCCAUCCCGUUCUUAAGACGCCUCUCCUUCUCCAGGACACUCCCGCCCUGUUUCCAGGUUCCCUCCGCCUUAGGUCUCCAGGUGCCUCCACUCUCUCGGUGUCUGCGGAUCCGCGCCGGUGCCUCUCGGAGCCUUCCCCCCGGUGUCACCGGGGGGCCCCUUCCUAGCCUUGAGAGCCUACGGAGCACGUCAGCCCCUGCGGACUCGCCCGGGGAAGACACGGCCGGUUGCGGACUGCAACUUGGAAGAGGAGACGUCAGGGAGACUCUGCGGAGCCUCGGGAGUGGGGCGCCCGCCUCCCCCGCCGCGCCAGCCCGGGCAGGGGCGCCAGCUUCGGGCUUCUUCAUGGCAAAGCCCAAGAGGCUGGAUGUUACGAUCCUCGUUUUGCAGAGGAGGAAACAGAGCCUUGGAGAAGUGAAGUCACUUGUGCCCAGCUCCUCAGUGGCUUCAGAGGGCUCACUGGCCUCUACCCAGCAGGAAACGCGGCCCUGAAAAAUCUGCAGGCAUCGUCCAUGGAUUGUGAUUGAGGCGGGCGGCUCUCCCAGCAGCCCUGAGCUACAUGGGUAAACUGAGUUACAGACAGAUGAAGCGUGUGGUCCGGGAUCACAGGCUAGAAAGUGGCUGAGCCUGGUGAGGGCGUCCAAUCACCCAUCAAGCUGUGGAGCUAAACCUAAAAUUGUCUCUCUAAAAAGAAUUCUGAAGCAAAAGGCCCCCAGCUAGAGGCAUGUGGCUGCCGCGCGUCUCCAGCACGGCGGUGACCGUGCUCCUGCUGGCGCAGACCUGCAUCCUGCUUUUCCUGGUCUCCUGGCCCAGGCCACCGUCCACAGCCAGCGGCAAAGAGCGGGUGCACGUGCUGGUGCUGUCCUCGUGGCGCUCGGGCUCGUCCUUCGUGGGCCAGCUCUUCAGCCAGCACCCCGACGUCUUCUACCUGAUGGAGCCCGGGUGGCACGUGUGGACCACCCUGUCGCAGGGGAGCGCGCCGGCGCUGCACAUGGCCGUGCGCGACGUGGUGCGCUCCGUCUUCCUGUGCGACAUGGACGUGUUCGACGCCUACCUGCCGUGGCGCCGCAACCUGUCAGACCUCUUCCAGUACGCAGUGAGCCGCGCGCUGUGCUCGCCCCCUGCCUGCAGCGCCUUCCCGCGCGGCGCCAUCAGCAGCGAGGCGGUGUGCAAGCCGCUGUGCGCGCGGCAGCCCUUUAGCGGGGCCCAGGAGGCCUGCCGCGCCUACAGCCACGUGGUGCUCAAGGAGGUGCGCUUCUUCAACCUUCAGGUGCUCUACCAGCUGCUCAACGACCCGGCGCUCAACCUGCGCAUCGUGCACCUCGUGCGCGACCCGCGGGCCGUGCUGCGCUCGCGUGAGCAGACCGCCAAGGCGCUGGCGCGCGACAACGGCAUCGUCCUGGGCACCAACGGCACAUGGGUGGAGGCCGACCCCGGCCUGCGCGUGGUGCGCGAGGUGUGCCGCAGCCACGUGCGCAUCGCCGAGGCCGCCACGCAGAAGCCGCCGCCCUUCCUGCGAGGCCGCUACCGCCUGGUGCGUUUCGAGGACCUGGCGCGGGCGCCGCUGCCCGAGAUCCGCGCGCUCUACGCCUUCGCGGGCCUGAGCCUCACGCCGCAGCUGCAGGCCUGGAUCCACAACAUCACGCACGGGUCCGGGCCCGGCGCGCGCCGCGAGGCCUUCAAGACCUCGUCCAGGGAUGCGGUCAAUGUCUCCCAGGCCUGGCGCCACGCGCUGCCCUUCGCCAAGAUACGCCGCGUGCAGGAGCUGUGCGCCGGCGCGCUGCAGCUGCUGGGCUACCGGCCCGUCUCCUCCGAGAGCGAGCAGCGCGACCUCAGCCUGGACCUGGUGCUGCCGCGCGGCCCUAGCAGCUUCAGCUGGGCGUCCUCCACGGACGCACACCCCUAACCUUUGCGGACGCCCCCAGUUGUGGCGCUGGGGAGGGAGCUGGGCACGCGGGGCGCACGCCACUUAUUGGAGGGGCCAGGAGCUUGGGAGUCCUCUGUAGUAUGAACGGACUGGGUCCCCAGAGCUCCGUGUUUGUUCUUGCUUCUGAAUUUUCUUUUGAGUCUUCCUCAGCAGCUGGGUUCCCAUCGGGAGCACACUUCAUGGAAAACUGUGUCUGCCCCUUCCUCUGCGUGCAGGGAAUAAGCGCAGAUGACCUGGCUGCUCCUCCGGCGCUUUCUUCCUAAGUUUCUUUUCCUAUUGGAGGCGUCAUCCAGCAACUGAGAAGGGGUUCCCAGCCCUUCCUGGGAGUAGAGAGAGGCACUGUGGUGAGCUGGCCCGCAUUCCUGACUUCGUUCCCCCGUGUCCCACCACCACACUCAAUCAGAGCUGUUGGCGUUUAUAUUCACUUGGUACUUUCAGAAAGAAAUCAGACAAGAUGCUUCUUACCUCGUGGUCUCCCCGUAGCCUCUCUCUGCCCCAUCUCCUGGGAGCCCACGUGCCUCCAUUGCCUUCCAGUUAACCUGGGGUGAAGGUUUGAUUUGUCCUGACAGUAAUGGUCCUACCCACAGAAAUAGACAUCAUAAUUAAGCUUGUGAUGCUAGACUUCACAGUCUAAAGUUUGACAAACAAAACGCAAAACUGAAAGGACUUGUCCAAGGUCACAUGAUGAGGGGGAGGCAGGGAGGAGGGAGUUUUGCUCUGAGGCUACAUUUAGAAGGAGAGGGUCAGUCAGGCUUGCAGAGACCUGUCUCCAUCCUGAAGGAGGGUCAAAUUUUUCUAUCGUUUGUGUAAUGGAAGAGCAAGCAGCCAUGGCUGGGGGCACAGCCGCAGGAUAUAGGGGGUAAUGACAUGUCUGGGCCCAGAGUGCAGAACCUUAGAGAAGCUACCGGAUAAGCACCGAGGGAGGCUGUGAGGGGGAAAGGUGAGGGAGAAAGGAAGAAGGGCUGGGGGGAAGCUUCCAGAACCUCUGGGAUGCAGAACUGAGUGUGGUAAACUUUAGGGCAUGAGUUGGUGCGGGGACUGAUCGUUGUUAGCACAUGUGUCAGUUACCUCUGGAAAGGAGUGGGCUGUUGCCAUCAAUUGCCAGGAGGAAUAUUCUGCAGGUUGCUAGCUUCUUUUUUUCAGUCCAAGAGUGGGGCCUUGGAUUGGUGGGACCUCAAUUGUGGACCCCUAUUUUUGCUGCAGAGCAGGUGGUCAAUGGGGAAUCUGGUGUUUUCCACUUAUUUUCUUGCAGGGAGCAGAGAGAGACUGACCUUGAAGCUGAAGCUUCAGCAUACCUCCGUUAAGGAUCUGUCAAGCUGUAAAAACUUUAGGCCUCAUAAAACCUCAAUCAUGGGGAGGAUAUUUAACAUAUUAACAUGGGGAGGAUAUUUAAAACCCUGAAUGUAUAUGGGGGGCACCUGAAUGGCUCAGUCAGUUAAGUGCCUGACUUUGGCUCAGGUCAUGAUCCCACAGU
Mustela erminea (ermine) is the source of this 3652-nucleotide messenger RNA. It is a transcript of the gene CHST6, whose product is annotated as carbohydrate sulfotransferase 6. The coding region runs from base 976 to 2157 and encodes 393 amino acids. Gene Ontology annotation, cellular component: Golgi membrane. Gene Ontology annotation, molecular function: N-acetylglucosamine 6-O-sulfotransferase activity. The record is from RefSeq and is a predicted model, not a curated record. Lineage: Eukaryota; Metazoa; Chordata; Mammalia; Carnivora; Mustelidae. The transcript is spliced from 5 exons. Gene Ontology annotation, biological process: carbohydrate metabolic process; keratan sulfate proteoglycan biosynthetic process; N-acetylglucosamine metabolic process.